AUGUUUGUUGAUUCGUCGUUCCCUAUCCUCCAGCCUGUUCCUUCUUCUAAUAAGCUUCGUGCGUUCCAAAUGUUGCGCCAGGUAAAAGAAGGUGUGAUAUUGCUUCCUACUGAAGCGGCUUGUUUGAUUGCUUCUUCCACCCACAGUGUACCGUCUUCUUUUCACACAAUCACUAGUCACAAAGAAGCCUCUCAGUUCAGACAUCGUUCUUUCCCUUACUACAACCAGCUUACUGCGAUAUACGCAAGAGAUCGGGCGACUGGGAAAGACGCUCAAACAGCUGCUAAUGUUCUUGAAGAAAUACAUGCUGAGGAUGAACGUACUACAAAUAUGAAUGAAGAGAGAAACACAUUCUAUGACUGCGAAGCUGACGUCUCUUUAGACGACAUGGAUGUUUCUGGUACAGAUCCGCGAGGAUAUAGAGACAAAGGGGGUUCCUCAUCUUCAAACAAGAGAAAGAAGAAAUCUGAUGCUCGUGAUAAUGUGUAUUCUUCAUUUGAGGAGGCUGCCACCUUGUUGGGGGAAAAAAUCGAGGCCGUUGGUGAUAAAAUCAGUAUGAGUAUUGCCUCCGAGGUGGUAGUUCAGCAGAAGUCAGAAGAAAAGAUGGAAGAGAAUGCUUCAAAUUUAUAUUCAGCCUUAUGGUCAAUUGAAGGUUUAACCGACGAUCAGCGGUAUGAUGCUUUGAGUAAAAUUCCCGAUCAUCCAGCUCAAAUGAUCGUUUUCUUCAGUUUACCUUUUGUUGCCCGAUUGGAAUGGGUCAGAAGAUUUCUUUCUCACCAUUAAAUAUCAAUGUUCAAACUUUUUGAUGUUGUAAAACUAUAUAACAUAUGGAUUAUGAUGUACAAUUUCAUUUUCAUCUAACUUUUUCUUAGUAUAA
This is a messenger RNA of Gossypium raimondii (Peruvian cotton), 877 nucleotides long. RefSeq lists its product as uncharacterized. The record is from RefSeq and is a predicted model, not a curated record. The transcript is spliced from 3 exons. Bases 1 to 783 code for a protein of 260 amino acids. NCBI's taxonomy places the organism in Eukaryota, Viridiplantae, Streptophyta, Magnoliopsida, Malvales, Malvaceae.